Molecule: messenger RNA, 5885 nt
Organism: Populus trichocarpa (black cottonwood)
Lineage: Eukaryota; Viridiplantae; Streptophyta; Magnoliopsida; Malpighiales; Salicaceae
Exons: 17
Coding region: 181-4896 (1571 amino acids)
Biological process (GO): RNA 3'-end processing
Cellular component (GO): TRAMP complex; nucleolus
Molecular function (GO): poly(A) RNA polymerase activity; mRNA binding
Source: RefSeq, a predicted model, not a curated record
UUCUCCACGAGCCAAUCGCGUAGAAGGAUGUUAGGCCUUGGAAGGUAGAUUUUGGCGCUUAUCACUUACUUGUCAUGCUUCCUUUUCAAACUUCUCACCACAAUCCACAUCAUCUCCUUCUCCCUUCCUCUUCUCUCUCCCUCCCUCCCAUAUUCAUGCUCCUUGCUCCCUGCAACAAAAAUGUCCGUACCAAACCCCAAUAAUAAUUUUUCAAAGCACCAAAAUAUCCCUAACGCGCUCAUGACUCAGAACCACCUUAUCGGCUCACUCACUUCUCACAUCUCUCUCUACCACUCCCAAUCCAACCCCCCCUCCUCUCCAAACCCUAACCCUAGAUCGUCAAUCUUAAAAUGGUUUAAAUCUCUCUCCGUUCAUCAACGCCAAUCCCACUUAACUACCGUUGAUUUCAAAUUCACUCAAAUCCUCCUUCAAAUGCUAGCCAAAUUACACUCUCACGGUCACUGCCGUUUCAUUAUCCUCCCCGAUCUCCUCUCACGCGACCUCCCUAGCCUCUGCUUUAAGAAAUCACGUGGGCUGCUGUCCAGAGUCGCUGAGUCUAAUGAGUCGGAACGACUGAUUUUUGAGUCGACUCGGUUGUUUAGUUCUAGAGAAGGGGAGAAAGUGGACGAUUGUAGGAGUGGAGCUGAGGGUCUGGAUUCGGUUACGGUUAGCGAGGAUUUAAUUGAAAAUGUUGAAAAGUUUGUGGAGUUGAUGGAUGACAUUUCGAAUGGGGGGUUUUUGAGAGGGGAAGAGAGCGAGUUAGGGACGGAUUGGGUGGAAUUGGAGUGGUUAAAAGUGAGAGGUUAUUAUUGUAUCGAGGCGUUUUUAGCGAACAAGCUAGAAGUGGCGUUGAGGCUGGCGUGGUUGAAUUGUGGGAAUGGGAAGAAAAGAGGGGUGAAGUUGAAAGAGAAAUUGAGUGCCGCAGGUGUGGCAGCUAAUGUGUUUUGGAGGAGGAAAGGGUGUGUUGAUUGGUGGAGGAAUUUGGAUGCGGAAGUAAGGAGGAAGGUUUUAAAUUUUGCGCUUGGGAAGGCGGCAAAAUCAUUGACUCGUGAAAUUCUGAAGGAUGUGAGUGGUGUAUCGGGGGAUGAGCUGUCACUGUUUAGAGCAGGAGUGCAGCGACCUUGGAGGGACUUGCAUGCUGAAUCACGGCAAAGGAUUUUCCUAAAACUUCCAGCUGAUGCGGAAUUUGGUUUGGCCCCAAAGCCUUCUUUUUCUGGGAAAGAUGCUUCUUUUGCAAAUAUAUUUAAUAGUUUAUUCGUGCUUCAGGAUAUUGUUAGUUUGGUGUUGCCAGAUCAGGGUAGUGAGUAUGAUACAUCACAUAUAUUUUUUAGCAUGCUGGGUUCUCUUGGCACCCUUUCUGAUUGUAUAUUAAGAAAACUACGAGGACUUGUGAUGGUUAUUUCACUUGAUUGCACAAGGCUUGAACUUCUCGGAGAGGGAACAUCAAACUCUUCAGCCAAUAAACCUAGCGAAAAGCUCGGUGCAGGUAGUCGUAGAAAAAAGGGGAAGACUCAAAAUAUGAAAAAGCUGAUGAACCCCACACCAGUGAAAAGUGUUGACGAGUCUUCCUUUAAGAAACUUGCCGAGGAUAUCAAAUGUGCGCCAGCCUGUAUUAAGAAGACAGAGUUGAUGGAGUCCAAUGAGAUGCCUGGCAUUCCUCAUGAGAAUGAAAAUCACAGAGACAUAUCAUCUCCAACAGUUGAAAUGGAACACACACAAGGAUUGGUUCAUGAAAAAAAACGAACUGCUGGAAGGAAGAACAGGAAAGGAAGAAACAAAAAGAAAAAAUCUAGCUUUAGCAAUCCAGUUGAAGUAAGAAAACCUGAAAUUGCCGUUUCAGAGGCUCCCUCCUUUUCUGUUUGCUCAUCAGACGAGGAAGCAAAGCUUUGUAGGUUAUCUGACAAUUUGACUACACAGAAAGCAUCAAAUGAUAGUUUAAUUGAUCCUUCAAUUAAUGAGCCCACCAGGAAGGAGAUAGAUGCCCUUGGCAUUCCAGAGGAUCAUGCUGUUGGUUGCACUGAAGGCAUCUCUGAUGCAGGUCUGGAGCAUUACCGAUCUUCAAAUGGUUUUGUUGACAAUAAAAGUAUGCCAUCCAGAAGAGAGACACGUUGUGGGGUAGGCCAGAAUAUAAUAUAUCAAGUUGCAACCACAAAGGAGCUAAUAACUGUUUCUAGCAAUGAAGGCACCAGCUUUUUGAACAAAAAAACUGAGGUUAAAUUAGAUGUUGGCAACAAAUUAGUCAGAACCCAUGAAGUGAAAGAGGUACCCACCUUAAAUCGGGGAGAAGAGAGUGAAAAUUUUCAUGAAAGUGGAUCCAAAGGCCUUUCAGAUUGCCUUUCAUAUGAGUGGCCUAGUUUAGGCCCCGUCUACUUUCCAUCUAUAAAUUCACAUCUUCCACCUGCUACAUAUAGAUUGCAUCUGGAUGUUGGUCACAACUGGCAUAAUCACAUUCAUCAACCUUUUUUACCUACGGUGCAUCAGGCUAGAAAUUCUCCUAUUGAAGGUGGAUCCAAUAGGAUGUUGUCUCAACCAUUGCCAAUGAGUUUAGAUUGGCCUCCAAUGGUUAGGAGCAACUGUGGAUUAGCUCCGACUAUGACAUGCAAUUAUGAUUCAGGAUUUAUCUCGAGGCGGCAAUCUACUUUUCAGAAAAGUUACACCGCUAAGAACAUGCAGUACAUCUCAAAAACCUUUGAUGACGAGAGGAGGUGUUCUGGGGAUGCAAUUGACUUUACUGAAGCAACAAGUUCACAGGAACUAAUGGAUGAAUAUGAAAACCAUUGGAUAUCAGAGGAAGAAUAUGAGGUGCAUGCAGUUUCUGGGAUAGACUAUAAUCAGCACUUCGGUGGCGGUGUGAUGUACUGGGAUCCUUCUGAUCAUCCAGGUACUGGUUUCUCUCGACCACCUUCCCUUAGUUCUGAUGAUAGCGGAUGGCCUUGGCAUGAAGCAGAGCUGAAUAGGGCAGUUGAUGAUAUGGUUGCCUUCUCAUCUUCUUAUAGUACAACUGGAUUGACUUCCCCAACUGCUGCUUCAUUCUGUUCUGCUUUUGAUCCUUUGGUCCCUGGACACCAGGCACUUGGUUAUGUUAUGUCAGGAAAUGAAGUACCUGGUAAAGCUAUGCUUUCAUCAACUGUGACAGAUGCUGCUGCAGAGGAGGAUGUCUCUGGAUCUUUGGCCAGUUUAUCUAGUGAUGUUGAAGGCAAGGCAGGAGAUUCACUUCCUUACCCAAUUUUGCGGCCUAUUAUCAUUCCAAAUAUGUCAAGGGAAAGAUCAAGAUCUGAUUUCAAGCGUAGUCUUGAUCACAAAAGCCCUUGUGUUCCUCCUACUAGACGGGAACAUCCCCGGAUAAAGCGGCCACCAUCACCUGUAGUGCUUUGUGUUCCACGGGCUCCCCGUCCUCCACCACCCUCUCCUGUGAGUGACUCUAGAAAGCACAGGGGUUUUCCAACUGUUAGGUCUGGUAGCUCCAGCCCAAGACAGUGGGGUGUGAGAGGUUGGUACCAUGAUGGAACUAAUUUGGAGGAAGCUUGUGGACGUAUGGAUGGUGCUGAAGUUGUUUGGCCUUCUUGGAGAAAUAAAAAACUUUCAACCCAUCCAAUGGUGCAGCCACUCCCUGGGGCUUUGCUGCAAGAUCGUCUAAUUGCAAUGUCCCACCUAGCCCGUGAUCAGGAUCAUCCAGAUGUUUUGUUUCCUCUUCAACGAGCUGAGAUACAGAAUUGCCCUACACGAAAGGCUUCUCUUUGCUUAGUACAGAGCCUUCUUCAUGAUGAAAUUGACUCUUUUUGUAAGCAGGUUGCUGCAGCAAAUAUGGCCAGGAAACCUUUCAUUAAUUGGGCUGUCAAGCGGGUUACUAGGUCUCUCCAAGUUCUAUGGCCUAGGUCCAGGAUAAAUAUCUUUGGAUCAAGUGCAACUGGUUUGGCCCUUCCAACAAGUGAUGUGGAUCUUGUGGUUUGCCUCCCUCCAGUGAGGAACUUGGAACCUAUCAAGGAAGCUGGGAUUUUAGAGGGUCGUAAUGGUAUUAAAGAAACUUGUCUUCAGCAUGCAGCUCGGUAUCUUGCCAAUCAGGAGUGGGUAAAAAAUGAUUCACUGAAGACUGUGGAGAAUACAGCUAUACCUGUUAUUAUGCUUGUAGUGGAGGUUCCCACUGAUCUGAUCACCUCUACUGCUUCUAAUGUACAAUCACCAAAGGAGGAGCCAAUUCAUUUGACUGUUGAACAUGACAUCCAAGUCCAGUCCAAUAUGGUUGUUUUAGAGGACUCAAUUUCACCUAAGUGCACACAACUUAAUUGUGAUAGCAAAAGGGAUGUGAAAUCAAUUCGUCUUGAUAUCAGUUUCAAGUCUCCAUCUCAUACAGGGCUCCAAACAACGCAACUGGUUAAAGAUCUCACGGAACAAUUUCCAGCUGCAACACCUCUUGCUUUGGUACUGAAGCAGUUCUUGGCAGAUCGUAGCCUUGACCAGUCCUAUUCUGGAGGUUUAAGUUCCUAUUGCUUGGUGUUGCUAAUUAUACGUUUUCUACAGCAUGAGCAUCAUCUUGGCCGGCCUAUCAAUCAAAAUGUCGGAAGCCUUCUAAUGGAUCUUCUUUACUUCUUCGGGAAUGUGUUUGAUCCUCGCCAAAUGCGUAUCUCAGUGCAGGGAAGUGGAGUAUAUAUAAAUAGGGAAAGAGGUUAUAGUAUUGAUCCAAUACACAUUGAUGACCCUCUUUUCCCAACAAAUAAUGUGGGGAGAAAUUGCUUUCGAAUACAUCAAUGCAUCAAGGCUUUUUCAGAAGCUUAUUCUGUUUUGGAGAAGGAGCUGGCAUGCCUUCCUGAUGAAGGUGAUACAUGUUCAAGGCCAGCACACAGAUUACUUCCAAAAAUUAUCCCAAGUAUUGAUAUUACGGGGAGUUUAAUUAUCUGAAGAAUUUAUAUUCUUCGAAGGAAAUUAUUUCCAGGGACUGUUUCCAUGACGUUGAUUUCCAGAUCAGAUGUGGAAGAUACCUGUCAAUGGCUGGUGCUUCCAUAUUUCUGUUUGGCCUGUCAGACUUGAGGUGUCCUGCAUUUUCCAGGAAGUUCAGCUUGAGUUGACAUGUCAUCUGGUGUUUGACUACUGAAUUGGGUUGAAAAUGAGAUCAUGUGAAGAGGCAGAGGGAGACUAUGGGCCGAGUUUAGAGUUCAAAUCUUAGUUGGUCUGUUCUAAUCAAGCCAGGAUGCUGAUUGGUUUUCGGGUUAUAACUGGAAAUAUAAAACUUGGUUUCAUGUGCUCUUUACCUUUUUGAAAAGGUGAGACAUAUUCUAUGAUAGCGUAGAACCCAGUUUUCCUGUUUUCAAGCCCAAAAAGUGAGUUGAAAUACAGUCUGAAUCAAUCCAGAGUCUGCAGCUGACACUGUCUCGGUUUUCAGCCCAUAUCUGAAGUUGUAAAAGUCAGGAAAAUGCAAGACCAGAUGCGUUGGAAAGAUGAUUUGAAGGGAUACAAUUGUUCUAGAAAUGGAAAAUUUGUAAUUCACACGUGCUUCCUCAAAAUCAGCCCGCAACCUAAGCAAAAAUAUCUGGCAGAUAAGGAAAACGAGUUCCCUGUCAUGGGAGGAUACGACCAAGAUAUAAAUCCUCUUCAUAACAACUGCUGGGGAUGGAGAACAGAGGGACACGCUAGACACAAUACAAUAGGGAGGAGGCAGCAUUUGGAGGAAAAAAGAAGACCAGGAUGAUUGACGCAAGAUACGGCUAUCCUUCAAGAAGUCAAUUUCUUCAACUCUAGAGAUGUUUAUCAUCGUAUCACAUAUAAUUUCUUUUAAUUUGACUAUGGAAUAAUUUCUUUAUUCUGGGAUUUUUGAUAUAGCCUAACUAUGAUUAUGGGAAUAUCUUUUUUGAUUGAAUCAAUUCAGGAUUUGUGGAGUAUUUUAUUAUGAA